Messenger RNA from Spodoptera exigua (beet armyworm), 1212 nucleotides. NCBI's taxonomy places the organism in Eukaryota, Metazoa, Arthropoda, Insecta, Lepidoptera, Noctuidae. The record is from the annotation of a GenBank genome assembly.
AUUUGUCAAACUAGUAAUGCUGUUGUCAAAAGGCGAAAUGUGUUGAGGAGUAUCAUUCCAGAUUUUUACUUGAAUUUUAAGCUAUUUAGCUUCUAAAUUAGUUCCUAGGUGUAAAGUUAACAAAAUGAAUAGUAAUACAGCAUUAAUUUGUUUAAUAUAUCUUACGUCUGCAUUAGUGUUGACGUUGGCCGGUCGAGACUUCUAUCAAAUUCUCGGAGUAUCUCGAUCCGCAACUACCAAUGAAAUCAAAAAAGCUUACAGAAAAUUAGCAAAAGCAUUACAUCCUGAUAAGAACCAAGAUGAUCCUGAUGCCUCACAGAAGUUUCAAGACCUCGGAGCAGCUUAUGAAGCACUUUCGGACCCUGAAAAGCGAGAACUAUAUGACCGUUGUGGCGAGGACUGUCUUAAAAAGGAUGGUAUGAUGAAUAAUAAUGAUCCAUUCGCUAGUUUUUUCGGUGACUUCGGUUUCCAUUUUGGUGGCGAGCCACAACAGCAUGAAACACCUCGAGGGGCGGAUAUUAUUAUGGAGUUAACUGUGACCCUUGAAGAACUGUAUAAUGGAAACUUCAUAGAGAUAACUAGAAACAAACCUGUUAUCAAACCAGCAUCAGGGACACGAAAAUGUAACUGUAGACAGGAGAUGGUGACAAGGAAUCUUGGCCCAGGUCGCUUCCAGAUGAUGCAACAGACUGUAUGUGAUGAAUGUCCAAAUGUGAAAUUAGUUAAUGAAGAGAGGCUACUGGAAAUUGAGGUAGAAGUUGGUGCACCUGACGGCCACAAAUCCAGAUUACGUGGAGAAGGUGAGCCACACAUGGAUGGAGAACCUGGAGACCUCAUCAUGGUAUUCACAACUGAGAGACAUCCACAGUUCACACGUAAAGGAGAUGAUCUCUACACCAAUGUCACAAUUUCUCUUCAGGAUGCAUUGACUGGUUUUACAAUGGAACUUGUGCACUUGGAUGGUCACAAAGUGUCUGUAACCCGUGACAAAGUAACAUGGGCUGGUGCCCGUGUCCGCAAGAAGGGUGAAGGCAUGCCUAAUUUCGAAAAUAACAACUUACACGGAAAUCUAUACAUCACAUUCGACAUUGAUUUCCCUAAGCAAGACUUUACUGAGGAGGAAAAAGAAGCACUACGAAAAAUACUUAAACAAACACCAAAUAAUAAAAUAUACAAUGGACUAUAGUAGCCAUACUGCCAGUUUAAUUUAUU